Merops nubicus (carmine bee-eater) is the source of this 1557-nucleotide messenger RNA. RefSeq names its product DAZ interacting zinc finger protein 1 (gene DZIP1). The annotation marks the transcript as partial. Gene Ontology annotation, biological process: cilium assembly. The transcript is spliced from 13 exons. Gene Ontology annotation, cellular component: cytoplasm; ciliary basal body. Lineage: Eukaryota; Metazoa; Chordata; Aves; Coraciiformes; Meropidae. The record is from RefSeq and is a predicted model, not a curated record.
CAACUGUUGGAAAUGCAGAAGUCCAAUGUGCCACAAAAAUCCAAUUUAGGGACACUGACAGACAGCCAAGAAUUUCCAGAAGAGAAACCUCAGAGUCCUCAGGAUUAUCACCAUGUGGUUAAACUUCUUGAAAGACAGAAAAGUAAGUGGACAUCUAGGAUACAAACUCUUUGUCAUGAACAUGAGAGAGAAAAGUCCCGGCUGCUGUCAGAGAUUGAGAAGCUCAGAUCAACAGUGAAAAAAGACACAGAUAAAAAUCACAGCUUUUACAAGAGGAGGAUAGAAGAAUUGGAGCAGAAACUUAAGGAGCAGAAUGGGCCAAUGAGUGCUGAGAAGAAGCAGAUAAAAGAGUUGUCCCCAAAGUCAGUUACAAGUGUCAAACCGUAUGAUGUGAACACUACUGUAGAACAUCUUGAAGAAUCUAAACCAAGUCUACCAGUGGUGCAUGAAACGGAGAAAAGUGAUCGUGAACCAGGCAGAAAUAACAACUAUCUACGAAAUGUUUUGAAGACUGUUCCUUCUUUAACUAAAGAACUACGCAUUGUUUUGGAGCAAACCCUGGAGGAGAAGCUGGACUACUUAGGAAUUAAACCAGGUGUUCGUGGCAUCCCCAAUGAUCACUUACACAAAAUUCUGCGUGCCAUUGCCUCUGCUCGGGAGAGCAAAGAGAAGCAGGAGCCGGACAUCCGCCGCAUCCGAGAGCAUCUCCAGCGCCAAGUCUGCUGCAUGGCUGAAGAGAAAUCUGCAUCUUGUGGUAGCAAUAGACCUGUUUCCUGGCCUCAGCUUCCUUCAGAAGAGAAACAGAAGUUCAGUCAAUUGGGAAUUUCCUCAUCUGCCACACCACAAAAAGAAGUGAGAAGGUCUUCAACAACUGUCCGCCCAGCUGAACAGAAAACUGUCAUCCCUGUGGCUACAUCCACAGCAAAGAAACUUUUUGAAAAUGAAGUUUCCAGAGAGACGUCGAGCCUCACAACUUCCCCGUUCAGUUCAGAGGACGAAGCAGACGAAGACACUAAACCUCUAUACACAUCACCAGAGUUAGUGCAGAAGCAGUCAAGACCAUCAAGCAGCAAAGUCAGCGCUUUUCAGAGGGCUUCUGGCAAAAGCACUAUGGAUGGGAUGGAGGGAAGUGAAAUGGAAAAAUCUGGAACAACUGCCAAGACUUCAAAAGGGACAGUUAUUCAAAAACUGAGUAAACAAGUUGGGAAGAGUCUUUCUAAGCAUGGAAAUAAGAACAAACCAGCUGGAGGGAUUCAUGUUGCACAGGCGUUUGUUAAGGAAGAAGAGGUGAAAGAUCUGAAGUUCACAGAAAUGGAUGAAGAUGAUUGGGAUCUAUCAUCAGCAGAAGACCUUUUACCAGUGAAAGAUGAUAAAGGCCAGAAGGCACUGACAGCUCAGAAAUCAGAGUCAACAAAUGCUGCAUCUGUGGUACAUGGAUGGGGUCCUCCAAAGACAAGUGUACCAAAGGAGGAAGGCCUUCAGGAAGGUGAUAAUACAAGCACGUUAAAAAGCAGCUUAGUCACUGUAACAGACUGGAGUGAUUCUUCAGAUAUAUAA